CAGAAGGUGUUUCCUGAGCCGGGGCGCCACCACAGCCAGCACAUUCAGCUCUUCUCCACAGGGACAUUUUCUCCUAGGAGCUGUGGCAGUUUCUGGUUCCCAGAGUUUGAGUCUGCUGUGAUGUAUCCAAGAGUCCUGGCCUGUAGUCUUGACAGCUGAAGCAGUCGACAGGAUCACUGUGUAUGGUCCCUCCCAAGCUGAGCUUCUGUGAGCUGUUGAAGAGUUUGUUGAAAUUUAGCCAAUGAGGUGACAUCUCUCAAGACCUCGACAGUACCCAGCCAUGGGUCAGGGGUCCUCCACAGACACUAACACGGAGAGUGCUGACCGAGGCUCCAGCUUCAACAGUUAUUUUGAAAAUUUCAAGGUGGAAAGUAGAAUCAUCUCAGAGGAAACAAAGGACUUGAUUCAGUGCUAUCUUGAGAAAGGGGACAUUGUGAGAGCAGUUGUUACAGCUAACAAGGCGCUGAAUGACAUCGAGAACGCUUCACUGAGCAUUGCGGUGACUGGGGAGACUGGAUCAGGAAAGUCCAUGCUCAUCAAUGCGCUGCGGGGGCUGGGGCCUGAGGACAAAGGAGCCGCGGCCACUGGGCCGGUGGAGACCACCAUGAAGAGAGCCGAGUACAAACACCCGAGCCUGCCCAGUGUCUCAAUAUGGGACCUGCCCGGCCUCGGGUCCACCAGUUUCCCUCCUGAGACGUAUCUGGAAGACGUGAAGUUUGCCGAGUACGACUUCUUCCUCAUCGUCUCUGCCUCGCGCUUCAAAUACAAUGACGUGCGCUUGGCCCAAGCCAUUGCAAGGAGGAAGAAGAACUUCUAUUUUGUUCGCACAAAAGUGGAUUUAGAUUUAGCCAGUGAGAAGCUGACUAAACCUACAGCCUUUAAUGAGGACCGCAUACUCCGAAGCAUUCGAGAUGACUGUGUGAGAGGGCUGCAGAACGCCCAGGUGAGUGCUCCUGAAGUAUUCUUGAUCUCCAGCCUUGAUACCUCACAGUUCGACUACCCUGAGAUGGAAACUGCCCUUCUGAGGGACCUGCCGGCUCACAAGCGCCACAUCUUCAUGCUGUGCCUGGGCACCGUCACAGAAGCCGCCAUUGACCGGAACAGAGAUGCCCUGAAGGAGAAGGCCUUCCUGGAGAUCAUGAAGGAGAGAAGAUAUGCCUGGAUACCGCUUGUGGGCCUCUUCUGUGAGAGUAACUUAAAGAAGCUAGAGGACGUCUUGACCAGGUACAGGGCUCACUUUGGGCUGGAUGAUGCGUCACUAGAUAAGAUAGCAGCGGACUUUCACGUCUCCGUGGAGGAACUCAGAGCACGCCUGCAGUCUCGCCACCUCCUGUUGGCUCAGAGGGACGGAACCCUUGGGGAGUUCAUGAGGCAGCUUCUGGAGAAGGUCCACGCAGUCACUGGAGGACCCUUCGCCGCUAGUGCGUACUUUAACAAGACCGUGUAUUUUCACAAUUAUUUCCUUGACACUUUGGCAACUGAUGCAAAAGCUCUCCUUAAGAAAGAAGACCUUUUUGGUGCUUCUGCCAGCUCUGCUUAGGGCCACAAAAAUGGCUAAGUGAGGCAGUCACCACCGGCCCUCACCCUGCGGUGCUCACUGCUCUGGGCCUCUCAUCCUUCCUUAUGCUGUGCUACAAAUUACCUGCUGCAAGCAGGUGCAGCAUCCACACCCACAAUAAUCUAUCACAAACUCCACAAGCUUCCCCGUGACUGCAUGAG
Molecule: messenger RNA, 1719 nt
Organism: Octodon degus (degu)
Lineage: Eukaryota; Metazoa; Chordata; Mammalia; Rodentia; Octodontidae
Product: T-cell-specific guanine nucleotide triphosphate-binding protein 1-like
Exons: 4
Coding region: 281-1540 (419 amino acids)
Biological process (GO): defense response; cellular response to interferon-beta
Cellular component (GO): endoplasmic reticulum membrane
Molecular function (GO): GTPase activity; GTP binding
Source: RefSeq, a predicted model, not a curated record